Molecule: messenger RNA, 1679 nt
Organism: Carica papaya (papaya)
Lineage: Eukaryota; Viridiplantae; Streptophyta; Magnoliopsida; Brassicales; Caricaceae
Source: RefSeq, a predicted model, not a curated record
AGGAACGAGCAGUCAUGUGUCACGUUUCUCCUGCUCAUGCCCCUUGCAACAUAUUUUCCUGGCAGCCAAACAAGGAACGGGUGUUGAUGAAAUUUGUCAGAUCCUAGAAAGUUAUAAUUAAUCACAGAGCCCUAUAGAAUAAGGUCAACAAAUCUCCAACGGUCAAAAAAAAUGAAGGCCCACUAACGUUCACUCUCUUCUCUCGCUCCUCUUCUAACGGUUACUUUCUUCUUCUUCCUCCUCUCAUUUUCCCUCUGGUUCCUUCCCCCAUUUUCAUUUUCUAGGUCUGCUUCUUUCAGUCAUAUUCUGAUUCUUCCUUGUGUUUCUCCUUUAAAGAUUCUCUCUUGCUGAAAAUUUUUGGGUCUGCUUCUUUUUCUUAUUUCUCUUUUCUCUGCGAUUGUAAUGGAACCAGCCAAGAUUGAUUGGAAGAAAAUAGAGUCCAAGUUUGUUGAAGACAUUGUUUAUGAGCAUAUUAACGCACCCAAAUGGGUAGAUUUCUUGGCUCCUCAAGAUUCCAUUGAUGAUGAAUCAUGGUUUUGCAGACCAGAUUGUAAUCAUCCUAAAUCAGCAGAGGAUUUCGUCAAAACACCCCCUUCUUUAAAGCUUCGAAGUUCAGAUGAUGAGAUCCUUCCGCUUCAGGAUCGAAAUCAAAGAUAUGCAAAAUUGAAAAGAAGGCCAAAUCAAUUCAAUGAAGAUGGUGAAAAUCAGAAUCCAAAUUUGUCAACACCUCCCAUUUCCCGGACUAAGUCAACCAAGGCAGCUAUCAAAUCAAGUUCAGAGAAAAAGAAAGCGGUUGAUGACAACUUGCAAAACCAAGAGUUGCCAAGGCUAAAAAGCACACUAUCAGCCAGGAAUUUGUAUGUAGGAAGAGUAGAUAUACUUGGUCAUAUUACUGAAUUUUGCAAUGAGUUGAAGAAAUUGGCAACGAGGGCGAGGGAUAACGAGAGCAACAAAGGAAAGACAAGUCAAGUAGGCGAGAAGAACGAGGUGGUGAGGAAGGAAGAAGCAGCUUCGUGUGAUGUUCUUGGUGAGGUGGAUGUGAGGGAGAAAGAGAAGAAGCCUUUGCUUGAAGUGGCUGAAGAGAAACCAUGUGAAGGGAUGGAGAAUACAAGUGCUAAGGAGAAGCCAAGGAGGAAAAAAAGAUUUGAGGAUACAGAGAACAUCCCAAUCUCUCUGAAUAUGGAGAAUGUAAAACACAAAGGAGAGGAACGCUUGUUGCAAAUCCGGACCAAUCCUCCCUCCCCGCAAUGCUUUUCUGUCACCAGGGUACCUUCCAAAACUUCCCCUCCAAAGCCUUCGAGAUCCAGGCCCCUGGAGAGAGGAGGAAUUCUUCAAGAGCUGCUGCAGCCAAACAAGGAGAUAAUGGAGGAAUCUGCAGACAAAAACAAAAGUGUCUCCAUUGUCAAUGGAAAAGAACAGAGAGGCUUGGAUGUAUUUUGGUUCCUCAAGCCUUGUACAUUAGCUGGUUGAUGAUUCUUUGAUUCUUUACUAUUAAUUACUCUAUAUUACUUACACCAUUAGAGAUCUCUUUGCUUUUACUAUUUCUUUCUCUCAUUCAUCAAAAUUCAUUUUUAAGUGUCUCUAAAUUUCUUGGUCAUUCAUUUGGUGUUGAUAAAAGGAAACUGUAAUUAGCAGUCAUUUUGAUUAUGUUACCAAAUUCAUUAUAGUGAAUAAAAUUG